This is a messenger RNA of Soboliphyme baturini, 399 nucleotides long. The record is from the annotation of a GenBank genome assembly. Lineage: Eukaryota; Metazoa; Nematoda; Enoplea; Dioctophymatida; Soboliphymatidae.
CCGUCGCUUCUGGAAGGUUUCGCCGUACUUUCUAGCCAGUUCAAUUCCUUGCUUCAAAUUUUAAGGUUGGAUCGUACCCCUCCGAUGAGAAACCUCGUUUUCCUCCCUGUGCAGCUUUCGAUUGAUGCUGACUCUGAACUUCAGGCUUUAACUGAGGGAAGACUCUGCUUCUGGAGUCAUGCGGUAGCUCCUGACUACUUGAGGACCAAACCUGAGCCUCAGGUGGAGAUACGCGACCAACAGAUAUAUGCCCAGCUCCAGCAGCGUCUUAGCAAUCCGGAGACUGUGCAGAAGCAGAUCAAUUUCUUCAAUCGCUGUUUGACUAACAUUUUGGAAAAUCUCCAAAACUCGGCAAAAGAUGAUGUCGAAACCGAAGGUGAUUAUGUUCGCAAGCUGUGA